CUCAGCUUCAUUACAUGAACAAACCACAACAGCAUGCAACAACCACCACAACUCGACAAAGUCAAGCAUAUCCUCCUUGUCAUGUCUGGAAAAGGCGGUGUAGGUAAAUCAUCCGUUACCACCCAACUGGCUCUGUCGCUUGUCGCUCGAGGAAAGACGGUGGGUGUGCUUGAUAUCGAUCUUUGUGGACCUUCAAUCCCUCGCAUGCUCGGACUUGAUGGCAAGGGUAUCCACCAGUCAUCAGCAGGAUGGAUCCCAGUGUUUGCAGAUGAAAAGAAGCAGCUCUGCUGUAUGUCGAUUGGAUUCAUGCUUGAAAACAAGGACGACUCCGUAGUUUGGCGUGGGCCCAAGAAGACAGCCAUGAUCCGCCAAUUUUUAACAGACACCUGCUGGGGUGAGCUGGACUACCUGAUUGUCGACACGCCGCCAGGCACUUCGGAUGAAAACAUUUCGAUUGUAGAGCAUGUCAAAGCAUAUAAUCCAGAUGGCGUAGUUCUGGUGACAACUCCACAGGCAGUCGCAUUGUCGGAUGUGCGAAAGCAGGUCAGCUUCUGUCGACAAGUCGGUAUCCCUAUCGUCGGUUUGAUCGAGAAUAUGAGUGGAUUCAUUUGCCCUCACUGCUCUGAGUGCAAUAACUUAUUUUCUGCCGGAGGCGGGGAGGCCAUGUCGGAAGAAUUUGCACUCAAUUUUUUAGGUAGAGUGCCAAUUGACCCCACCUUGACAGCAAUGGAUACCGACCUAGUCCAACAGUUCCCUAAAUCUUCCUUGUUUCCUGUAUUUGAGAAGAUUACAGAGAAAGUGGAAGAAUACUCGAGCCGCCCGGAGUAAAAUCCUUUUUUUCUGUUCUCUCCCAACUGUAUAGUCCGUUUCAUUUGCUCGCGAUUCCUUAUAUUUUUUGAAUACUCUUGAGUGUAUUAGCAGCGACCCGCUUGUUGUUACAAACCCGUUACGUAGUGAGAUGCCAUCAAACCAAUUCGAUCGUGGUUUUUAGAUUAAAAAUAUAUGGGGGGGUCUACAUAUAGCCUUUAUAGUCCUCCCCAUUAAAAAACAUCAUCUAGACCAAGGAUAUUGUAAAAAGAACAAGAAAUUCAUUAGGC
This is a messenger RNA of Lobosporangium transversale, 1097 nucleotides long. RefSeq names its product cytosolic Fe-S cluster assembly factor NUBP2. The record is from RefSeq and is a predicted model, not a curated record. Gene Ontology annotation, molecular function: ATP-dependent FeS chaperone activity; ATP binding; 4 iron, 4 sulfur cluster binding. The transcript has 5 exons. Gene Ontology annotation, biological process: iron-sulfur cluster assembly. NCBI's taxonomy places the organism in Eukaryota, Fungi, Mortierellomycota, Mortierellomycetes, Mortierellales, Mortierellaceae. Gene Ontology annotation, cellular component: cytosol. The coding region runs from base 34 to 828 and encodes 264 amino acids.